This is a messenger RNA of Fusarium coffeatum, 1149 nucleotides long. RefSeq lists its product as uncharacterized. The transcript is spliced from 2 exons. NCBI's taxonomy places the organism in Eukaryota, Fungi, Ascomycota, Sordariomycetes, Hypocreales, Nectriaceae. Gene Ontology annotation, biological process: positive regulation of catalytic activity. The record is from RefSeq and is a predicted model, not a curated record. Bases 1 to 1149 code for a protein of 382 amino acids. Gene Ontology annotation, cellular component: fungal-type vacuole; cell periphery.
AUGACUUCACCUCCUUCACCCCCACGAACUGGUACUGGAAAUGGCACUGGCUCUAGCACACAUCACGACUCCCCCCGUACUUAUGAUUCCGGUCGCACCUUGAGCAGCUCUGUUGCGAGUCGAUCUGCCCGUCUCCGCCCUCCUCGAUCUCUCCCACCAUGGAUUAACUCUUACGAUGGCGAACAUGGCUCGGCGAGUGACGAUCAAUUACGACUCCUUCGACCUCCUUCGCGCGCCGUUCCACCUCAGCACAAUUCAUCACCAAGCGACCCUCAAAGGCGGGUCUCCAAAGAUGGCUUCAUCGAUCCACAGGAUCCCCUUCUCGGUAAAGGUCAGGAAACGAGGGGCAAGAUUCCUCAUUUUAUGCGGUAUGGGCGCGCCUCGAUGCGUGGCAGGAAAUGGGAUCAUUUGAGAUCCGCAGAACCUGUUAUUGUGCCUGGACAUAAACCAGCCUUAACCUCGCAACCGAGUGUAGCUUGGCAAGACUUUGUUCAGUCAUCCGCAUGGGGCCGCAUGACGGACGAGGACUCAAAAGUGAUGGAUAUUGAGGCUCUCCGGAACUUGCAACCAAACUUUGAUACGCCAGCUCGCCACCCCUACAACGCCGAGGAAGCCAAGAUAUCUCGGAAGAGAAAGCGCCUUGCACCAUACAAGCGUAUAUGGUACAUGGCUAUCCGUCAUUCUCUCGCACCUCUAAUGUUCAGGCUAAGUGUCAUGGUCACUUCCAUUAUUGCACUUGGUGUCGCGGCACGAAUACAUCAACUUGAAGACGUCGACAGUUCAGAUUCGGCUGAGGAGACACAAUCUAUCGUUGCCGUCGCUGUAGACUGUGUAGCUAUUCCUUACAUCGGCUACAUGAUCUGGGACGAAUACACAGGAAAGCCUCUGGGCUUACGAUCAGUUGUGUCCAAGAUUUCCCUGAUUUUACUGGACCUCUUUUUCAUUAUCUUCAAAUCCGCGAGCACAGCACUCGCGUUUGAAAGCCUCGUUUACCAUAACCUGUCUGACACCGCAGUGCGGAAUCUGUCCAAAGCUCUGGCAGCAUUUAUGUUGAUAGGAUUGGUUGCCUGGUCCAUGAACUUUGCAGUCAACAUAUUCCGCACUGUUGAGCGUCUGGGAGGAGGCGAGGAUGAUGGCGUACACGGUUAG